Corylus avellana is the source of this 495-nucleotide messenger RNA. The record is from RefSeq and is a predicted model, not a curated record. NCBI's taxonomy places the organism in Eukaryota, Viridiplantae, Streptophyta, Magnoliopsida, Fagales, Betulaceae.
AUGGAUUUGGGGUUUAGAGGACCAAAAUACACAUGGACAAACUGCCAGGAAGGCCAGAAUUUGAUAAAGGAGAGAUUGGAUCGCUGUUUGGCUAAUUUGGAGUGGAGAGACAUUUUUCCCGAAGCUGAAAUUGUGGUUGAGGUGAUGACUAGCUCGGAUCAUGCAGUUCUGGUAUUACAAUUACUGGGGCAGCAUAAACAGCAACUGAAGAGGAGGAACUUCCGUUUUGAAGCUCGCUGGAUUCAUGAGCCGGGGUAUCAGGAGGUUUUUUUAGAAGCCUGGAACAAUUUAUCGGAAGAAGGAGACACUUGGCUACAGCUGGGGGAGAAACUCUCUCGCUGUCAAGCUAGUAUCUCCAGAUGGAGAGGGAGAGUCCAUGGCUCGACAUCAGCUGCUAUUAAGGCUUUGCAGCAAAAACUAAAUGAGGAGCAGGGCUGUGAGACUUUAUGGGCUGCAGGGGAGCUUAAAAAAAUUCAGCAAGACCUUGAAUCUUAA